Messenger RNA from Vanessa atalanta (red admiral), 623 nucleotides. RefSeq names its product cuticle protein 8-like. The record is from RefSeq and is a predicted model, not a curated record. Gene Ontology annotation, cellular component: extracellular matrix. NCBI's taxonomy places the organism in Eukaryota, Metazoa, Arthropoda, Insecta, Lepidoptera, Nymphalidae. The transcript is spliced from 2 exons. Bases 87 to 539 code for a protein of 150 amino acids.
GUAAAACUUUUUUGCAACAAGCAAUAUAUAAGAACGCACCCGAGACGUAGUUAUUACAUUCUCACUUUGACAUUCGCAUUAUCAACAUGUCUGCUAAGUUCGUUGCCGUCCUCGCUUUGGCCGUCGCCGCCUCAGCCCUGCCCGUAGUCCCCGUUGGCAAAAUCACUUACGCGGACGCUCCCGCUCAGUACGACUUCCAGUACUCCGUCCACGAUGGUCAAAGCGGAGACGUGAAACAGCAGCAGGAGAACCGCGCCGGAGACGCCGUACACGGCUCCUACUCUCUGGUGCAGCCCGACGGUGUGCACCGCAUCGUAGAGUACACCGCUGACAAGGAGCACGGAUUCAUCGCCAAUGUCCGCUACGAGGGACACCCCAUCCAAGCGCCAGCACCCGCCAAGAUCGCGUACGCCGCUCCCGUCGCCAAGGUGACUUACGCCGCCCCCGUCGCCUACGCUGCUCCCGUCGCCAAGGUGGCCUACUCCGCACCUCUCACCCACGUGUCUUACUCUUCCCCCUCCAUCUCCUACCAGCACUAAAGUCACUAGUCGUUAUCUGUUGUCGUUGCUUAAGUUAUUUAUGUGAUAUAAAUAGUUACAAAUAAAUUAUUUGUUUAAGAUUUA